This is a messenger RNA of Lachancea mirantina, 219 nucleotides long. Lineage: Eukaryota; Fungi; Ascomycota; Saccharomycetes; Saccharomycetales; Saccharomycetaceae. The record is from the annotation of a GenBank genome assembly.
AUGAGUUUUUAUACGGUAGUUGGAGCCUUCGUGGUUGUUGUUUUGUCGUCAGCGAUAUUUUGGGUUUUGGCCCCCAAGAAGAAUCAAACUGUAUGGAGGAGUACUGUGAUUUUGUCAUUGUCGAUGAUGUUUUUGAUGUGGGCUAUUACGUAUUUGUCGCAAUUGCAUCCUUUGGUAGAGCCUAGAAGAUCAGAUUUGAGACCUGAAUUUGCAGAGUGA